AUGUCGCCAACCGAUCCUUACGUCGGAUACGAAAUAAGCCAGGAAGCUAGAAUCAUUUUCAUCGUCAUCGGUAUAUUCUACGUCGUCACGGGUACGUUUGGAAACCUCCUAAUCAUUGUAACCGUGACAACCAAUCGUGUAUUCCGAACCCUCCACGGUAUCUACAUCGUCAACCUUGCUGUGGCAGACUUGAUAAUUCUAGGAUACGUUGUGUCAUACCUCCUGGUGGAUCUAAUGACGGGCAGGUACUCAGUAGCUGGACCAGGACACUGUGUCUUUAACGGGUUCCUUAUCGUGUGCGCCUACGUUGCGUCUCUCCUCACCCUCACCGUCAUCUCAGUAAACCGCUACCUCAACGUAUGCCGCAGCGAAACAUACCGACGUGUCUUCACGAAAUACACGACUAUUACAAUCUGUGUUUGUAUAUGGGUCGUUGCAGCACUCAUGACUCUUCCUCCGCUGGUUGGCUGGGGCCGCUUCCGGUAUGACCGGAAGUUGCACUACUGCGGAUAUGACCGAACAGCUAACUUCGGUUACACUCUUUGUCUCCUCACUGGCAGCAUCGCCGCUCCAGCCAUCAUCAUUUUCAUCUGUAACUUCUUCAUCUACCGCUACGUCAGGAAUGCCAAAAACAGAAUCAGACAGGUUGGGCUGUCGUCGAACAGAGCCCCCAAGCAUUCCGAGAUAGCCCUGAUCAAGACACUUUUUGCCGUAUUUCUCUGUUUUGCGGUUCUAAUGAGCCCUUACAUGAUCGCUACCAUCGCUGACAAAGACGACACAUGGCCUGCUACCGUCCACAUCGCCUGCUCAUACACCUCCUUCACCAACUCAUGCGUCAAUUGGUUCCUCUACGGUCUCAUGAAUCGCAGCUUUAGGGAUGGCUACAAGAAAACACUGCUCUUCUGGCGUCAACCUUCACAACGGCCUUCUUUCAAUAAUCAGGGAGCUAACGCGCUUCCCAACACGUCCAAUAGCAGUAACCGAAACAGAUCGGCAGAAGAGGGGUCCUGUGUCAGCCAUAUUGCACAUUCGGAUAACAAUUUCCUCACUGUCAAGCCAUACACACACUGUCCUAAACGGGAAAACACAAGUAUGUGA
Haliotis rubra (blacklip abalone) is the source of this 1098-nucleotide messenger RNA. Its product is annotated as melatonin receptor type 1B-A-like. The record is from RefSeq and is a predicted model, not a curated record. Gene Ontology annotation, cellular component: membrane. Gene Ontology annotation, biological process: G protein-coupled receptor signaling pathway. Bases 1 to 1098 code for a protein of 365 amino acids. NCBI's taxonomy places the organism in Eukaryota, Metazoa, Mollusca, Gastropoda, Lepetellida, Haliotidae. Gene Ontology annotation, molecular function: G protein-coupled receptor activity. The transcript has a single exon.